UUAAAAAAGAGGCUCUCUGCUCUGAAUCUCUGUGCUGCAAUUUUGUGCGCCACUGUUCCCUCUCUGGGCCCUUUCGACCCACAUCAUACGCUCUCCUUCGCAGCGCCAACGUCUCUCUCUGAUGAUUCCCUGUUUUUAUUUUACGCCCCCCAUUGAUAUGAUCUCUUGAUGGCUCUGUUUUUCUUGUGUUAAUCUCUUGGGUUUCUGUUUCUCCAAGCAUCUAUGAGGAUUAUUUUUGUGUUGUUCUUUGGGCUCCUGUUGUUUUCCGGUGGUUUCUCUUCCUCCGCCGCCGACAUCAGGGCGGAGAUUCAGGCAUUGAUGUCUUUUAAGCUUAACCUUCAUGACCCUCUUGGUGCAUUGACUGGGUGGGAUUCUUCAACCCCUUUGGCGCCUUGUGACUGGAGAGGCGUUUUAUGUGUCAAUAAUCGUGUCACUGAUCUUCGUUUGCCUCGUCUUCAACUUUCCGGCCGGUUGACCGAUCAGUUGGCUAAUUUGCCGAUGCUCCGGAAGUUGAGUAUUCGAUCUAAUUUCUUCAAUGGUACCAUUCCCUCUUCUUUGUCGAAAUGUGCGUUUCUACGUUCGAUUUUCUUACAGUACAACUCGUUUUCCGGUGACCUUCCGGUGGAGUUUGGGAACUUAACCAAUCUCCAUAUUCUCAACGUGGCGGCGAAUCGUCUCUCCGGCGGAAUUCCCGACGACCUUCCGAGCAGUCUAAAGUAUCUCGAUCUUUCGUCGAAUGCAUUCUCCGGUCAGAUUCCGAGGAGCGUUGUGAAUAUGACGGAGCUUCAGGUUGUGAAUCUCUCUUUCAAUAGAUUUGGCGGCGAGAUUCCGGCGAGCUUUGGUGAGCUGCAGAAGCUUAAACAUCUUUGGUUGGAUCAUAAUGUUUUAGAAGGGACAUUACCUUCGGCUCUUGCGAAUUGUUCUUCGCUUGUUCAUUUGAGCGUUGAGGGAAAUGCUCUUCAAGGCAUAAUCCCGACAGCCAUCGGAGCUCUUCCGAAUCUUCAAGCUAUUUCGCUCUCGCAAAAUAGUCUCACUGGUUCAGUUCCUUACUCUCUGUUUUGCAAUGUGUCGUCUCAUGCGCCGUCUCUUCGAAUCGUUCAACUUGGAUUUAAUGCGUUCACGGAUAUUGUCAAACCUCCGACAGCGACAUGUUUUAGUGUUCUACAGGUCCUUGAUAUCCAACACAAUCAGAUAAAGGGGGAAUUCCCCUUGUGGUUAAUGGGUAUUCCGACAUUGACAGUCUUGGAUUUUUCUGUCAAUAAUCUCUCCGGCGCGAUUCCUCCCGGAAUUGGGAAUCUCUCGGGAUUACAAGAGCUUAAAAUGGCUAACAAUUCGUUCCACGGCGCGAUUCCGUCGGAAAUCAAGAACUGUACUUCGAUUUCUGUUAUUGAUUUUGAAGGAAAUCGUUUAACCGGAGAGAUUCCGCCGUUUUUGGGUUACAUGAGAGGUUUGAAACGAUUAUCUCUCGGAGGGAAUAAUUUCUCCGGUAGCGUUCCGGCCAGUUUGGGAAAUCUUUUGGAGCUUGAAACCUUGAAUUUAGCUGACAAUGGCUUGAGUGGAACCCUUCCUCUUGAACAGCUAAUGGGUCUUGGGAAUUUAAUGGCGAUGGAGCUCGGCGGGAACGAAUUUUCCGGCGGGGUUCCGAUUGGUAUUGGGAAUCUCAGCCGUCUUGAGAUUUUGAAUCUCAGUGCUAAUAGUUUUUCUGGGAAGAUUCCGUCCAGUCUUGGCAGUCUCUUCAAGCUAACCACCUUGGAUUUGAGCAAACAGAAUCUCUCCGGCGAGCUGCCGUUUGAGCUCUCUGGUUUGCCUAAUUUGCAGGUGAUUGCUCUACAAGAGAACAAGCUAUCUGGGAAAGUUCCUGAUGGAUUCAGUAGUUUAAUGGGUUUGCGGUAUCUGAAUCUAAGCUCUAAUGGAUUUUCCGGCGAAAUCCCUUCAAAUUAUGGGUUUCUCCGAUCACUUGUUUCACUGUCGUUGUCGAAAAAUCACAUUUCUGGGUCGAUCCCUUCAGAGCUAGGGAACUGCUCUGUUCUAGAACAUUUGGAGGUCCGUUCAAAUGCUCUUUCCGGCGAUAUUCCGGCGGAUAUUUCUCGUUUAUCUCAUCUAGAAGAGCUCGAUUUGGGUGGAAAUAAUUUAACUGGCGAAAUCCCUGAAGAGAUCUCUCGUUGCUUGUCUUUAAAAUCGCUCCUUCUCGACUCGAAUCGUCUCUCCGGUAGCAUACCGGAGUCGUUAUCAGAGCUCUUGAACUUAACCGAGCUCGACCUCUCAUCCAACAAUUUGAGUGGCGUUAUUCCUCUUAAUCUUAGUUCAAUUACUGGAUUAGUGAGGUUAAACGUCUCGAGUAAUGAUCUAGAAGGCGAAAUCCCAGCUGGUUUAGGCUCUAGAUUCAAUAACUCAGCUGUGUUUGCUAAUAAUUCCAAGCUAUGUGGGAAACCAUUGGCUUGGAAUUGUAAGGAUACAAAGAAAAAAGAUAGAACAAAGAGAUUGAUAUUAUUCAUAGCAGUGGCCGCCAGUGGAGCUUGUCUUUUGGCUUUGUGUUGCUGCUUUUACAUUUUCAGCUUGUUGCGAUGGCGGAAGAGGCUCAAAGAGAGGGCGUCCGGCGAGAAGAAAACAAGCCCAGCAAGGGUUAGCUCAGCGGCAAGUGGCGGCCGUGGAAGCACAGAAAAUGGAGGGCCAAAGCUUGUGAUGUUCAACAACAAGAUCACUCUAGCUGAAACAAUUGAAGCGACAAGGCAAUUCGAUGAAGAAAAUGUUCUAAGCAGGACACGUUAUGGGUUAGUUUUCAAAGCUUGUUACAACGACGGCAUGGUUCUUUCAAUCCGCCGCCUCUCAAAUGGUUCAUUAGACGAAAACAUGUUCAGAAAAGAAGCUGAAUCAUUGGGGAAAGUCAGGCACCGGAAUUUGACUGUUCUUCGUGGCUACUACGCUGGCCCUCCUGACAUGCGCCUAUUAGUAUACGAUUACAUGCCUAAUGGCAACCUCGCCACUCUGCUUCAGGAAGCAUCGCACCAAGAUGGGCAUGUUUUGAAUUGGCCAAUGCGGCAUCUAAUUGCUUUAGGCAUCGCCCGUGGCUUAGCCUUUCUCCAUUCCUCAUCCAUUAUACAUGGAGAUGUCAAGCCACAAAGUGUUCUUUUCGACGCUGAUUUCGAAGCUCAUUUAUCGGAUUUCGGGCUCGAUCGACUAACCGUUGCUGCUGCUGAAGCUUCCACAUCUAGCUUGGUGGGUACUUUGGGGUACAUUGCACCAGAAGCUGUGUUGACAGGGGAGGCCACGAAGGAAUCGGAUGUCUAUAGCUUUGGCAUUGUGUUGCUUGAGAUUCUAACGGGGAAGAAGCCAGUGAUGUUCACGGAUGAUGAAGAUAUUGUCAAGUGGGUGAAAAAGCAAUUGCAAAGAGGCCAAAUUACUGAGCUUUUAGAGCCUGGCUUGCUCGAGCUGGACCCUGAAUCCUCUGAAUGGGAAGAGUUUUUGCUUGGUGUGAAAGUUGGAUUACUUUGCACUGCACCCGAUCCCCGCGAUCGACCAGCCAUGUCGGAUAUCGUUUUCAUGCUCGAAGGAUGUCGUGUUGGACCCGACAUCCCUUCCUCGGCUGAUCCCACCUCCCAACCGUCACCGGCGUAAACCAUAAAGAAACCCAACCCAAUCCAACCGAACCCAACCAUCGGUUCGAUCAUUCCAUUUCUCAACAUUUUAUGAAUAAACGAACAGUCAACGAUUUGGACAGCAAGCAGGCCCCGGGAGAGAGUAUCCUAAUCGUAUCAGAGGCUAUGGCUUGGGUGGGCGAAAGCCGAUGCUUUUCCACUUUUUGUGUUGGGAGGCUAAAAGGGUCUUUUCACUCCAAAACACGACAAAAAACAAAGCAACAACAACAAGCCAGCUCUGGGUUUGGUCGUGUCUCUGUGUUCGGUCACGUGGCUUCCAGAGCUAGCUCACUGUUCUGUACACCAUUGUAGCCGUUAAUGUCGUGGUUUCUGAUUCGUCGUUUGCAAUCACCCAAGUUUUCAUUUUUCAUUCAGGCUCAGUGAUUUAAUAAUGCCCUCUUGCUUUCUCUGAGCUGAAGUUCUCAGAAAAACAUGGUGGUGGCGCCAUGGCGGAUUUCAUAGGAUUUUGCGAAGCUUUUUUGUUUU
Molecule: messenger RNA, 4121 nt
Organism: Cucurbita pepo subsp. pepo (vegetable marrow)
Lineage: Eukaryota; Viridiplantae; Streptophyta; Magnoliopsida; Cucurbitales; Cucurbitaceae
Source: RefSeq, a predicted model, not a curated record